Molecule: messenger RNA, 2882 nt
Organism: Carassius auratus (goldfish)
Lineage: Eukaryota; Metazoa; Chordata; Actinopteri; Cypriniformes; Cyprinidae
Product: transcription initiation factor TFIID subunit 4-like
Exons: 14
Coding region: 45-2882 (945 amino acids)
Biological process (GO): DNA-templated transcription; transcription initiation at RNA polymerase II promoter
Cellular component (GO): transcription factor TFIID complex
Molecular function (GO): DNA binding; protein heterodimerization activity; RNA polymerase II general transcription initiation factor activity
Source: RefSeq, a predicted model, not a curated record
CGCCGUGCGCACAUAGACAGUAAUUUCUCAAGCGUCUCUCAAAGAUGGCGGGCGUCCCCGAUCCACUGGAAGAUAUGCUCUACUCCGAAGUGGACGAAAAAGCCGUCAGUGACCUUGUAGGCUCGUUAGAAUCGCAGUUGGGUGGACAAAACAAGGCGGUCGGUCCUCAAGGCGACACUAGGAGACCCUCAAACACGCUAAAUCCACACUUGGGUAAACUGCCGCCCGCCCAAGUAGGAACAACACUGGAGCAGCAGCGACAGCCAGAGCGAAACCAGGAGGGAAACUCUGAAGAGAACGGUCCGGGUAGGAUACCAGCGUCCAGUUCUGUCCCGUCCACCUCGAACCUGACUAACACCUCUGCGAAUUCGGUUGCAGUCGCGAAACGGGUGCAAUAUCAUUCAUCAAGCCCAUCAACUUGUUCAAGUGACGCAGCACCUACAGACUCUCACGCCAAUACAAAUCACAUCGCGUCUGCUGUCCGGACGGUUCCCGCCAGAAUACAGACUGUGAACGGAAGCAGUGGCACGUUAAACUCUUCUGUCAUCGCUUCUGCUCCUGCUUCUGUGAACGGAAUUGACAUUGGUUCAGGUGUAGGUAAUGGUAAAAGCGACAUGUCUGCUCCUACUAGUACAAAUACUGCUUUUGUGCCUGCUCAGCCCAGCAGCACACUGCCACAUGCGAAUAUGUCACUAGAUAGUCAAGCAAACCCCACCAUUGCACUGCACAGGCCUCCUAACACCAUCACAAGUAUCGUACACAACGGAGGUGACCCCAAAGUCUCAGGAUUGCCCGUGCAGGGUGCCGGUCUUGUGCCCACAUCUGUGGCAUUCACAAACACAGAGCCCAAACCUGAUCUUCAAAACCAGAUUAAAGCCAUCGUCCCGAACAAGCUUCCCGGGACUCCCGUAGGAUUGCGCCCCAGCACUCCCACUCAGAUUAUAGUGUCGUCCAGUCCAGUGGUGACCUCACUUCCUGUGGCAAGCACACCCUCUGUCCUUGCAAAGCCAGCAACGACUGCUCUCGUAGGACAGCCUACGACCCUGUUGAGACCCGGUACCCCCAUUCAGGGGACGGCGACUGCGGUGCCCCCACAGCGUCCAGGGGCUCCUACGACCCAGCUGAUCGUCAGACCGCAGCAACAAACUACCAUUCAGUUACCGCCGGGAUUCACCAUACCUCCAGGUAUGGUGCUGGUACGCACGGAGGCUGGACAGCUGGCACUGGUUCCUCAGCAGGUCCUAGCCCAGGCCAAAGCUCAGAACCAAAAUAAAGGCACCCUGUCACCAAGACCUGCUACACCCACCGCUGGAACGGCUUUCAGAGUCACUACACCUGUUGCCCAGCAGAAGACAGCAGUGGUGACAAUCACCUCGGCUCAGAAGCCCACCACCACAGUCAUUACAGCAGGGGCCCGUGUGCAGCCUGCGCCGCAGACAGUCCUCAAGCCCUCCGUGUCCCCUCAGAGUCCCAUCACCACCCCUGCUGCUGCCCCAGCUAACAGAGCCCCUGUCCUCUCUCAGGAAAUGCAAGAGAAUGUAAAGAAGUGCAGGAACUUCCUAGCGACGCUCAUCAAACUGGCAUCCCAUAAUUCCCCCUCGCCAGAAACAUCUCGGAAUGUGAAGGCACUAGUGCAGGAUCUGCUGGACGCAAAAAUUGAGCCUGAGGAGUUUACAAAUCGCCUUCAGACGGAGUUGAAAUCAUCUCCUCAACCGUACCUGAUCCCUUUUUUGAAGAAAAGCCUGCCUGCUCUGCGUCUGACUCUUCUGAAUUCCCAGCAAUCUUUAACUCAGCUGUCUCAGACUGCUACUACAUCCACCCCACUGUCGGUGAACACAAUUAAAGCUCCAGCGCCGAGCACACAGCCCACCACUGUAUCUGCCAUCAGACCAGCUGCUGCCCUGGCUUCCACUACAACCAUGGCUGUUAAGAGGCCUGGGGUUCAGGCUACUCCGACACGGAUGCCGAUGGUGAUUACACAGACAGUCCGUGCUCAAGGUGCUUUUGGGACACCCUUGCAAGUGAGGAGCCCCAUGAGUGUGGCUGUUCAAGCCAUGGCCAAUCAGAAACAGAAGCUGAAUGACCCCGGGGGUGGGACUUUCAGGGAUGAUGAUGACAUCAAUGACGUGGCGUCCAUGGCUGGUGUGAACCUAAAUGAGGAGAACGCCCGUAUCUUGGCCACAGGUUCAGAGCUGGUGGGCACCCAGAUCCAUUCCUGUAAGGACGAGGCCUUCCUUCCUGCCAGCCUGCUACACAAACGGCUCCUGGAGACUGCCAAGAAGUUCGGCGUGACAGAGAUGUCAAUGGAGACGGUCACUCUCAUUUCUCACGCCACUCAGUCCAGGCUGCGCUCCAUGCUGGAGAAAGUCUCGGCCGUUGCGCAACACCGCGCUGACGCCUGCAAAGAUGAGGAGCUGUACGAGCAGGCAUCAGAUGUGCGGACCCAGCUGAAAUUCUUUGAGCAGCUGGAGAAGAUUGAGAAGCAGAGGAAAGAUGAUGAAGAACGGGAGCUGCUCAUGAAAGCCGCAAAAAGUCGCUCGAGGCAGGAGGAUCCCGAACAGGCUCGGCUUAAACAGAAAGCUAAAGAGAUGCAGCAGCAGGAACUCGCCCAGAUGAGACAGCGGGAUGCCAACCUCACAGCCCUAGCCGCCAUCGGACCCCGCAAGAAACGCAAGCUUGACUCUCCUGGGGCCUCAGCAGGUGCAGAGUUUCCUGCAGGCUCCUCCGGAUCAGCGACCGGUUCUACCUCAUCCUCCACAUCCUCAGUCCGGCAGACCCGGCAGCGCGUCACCCGGGUCAACCUCAGGGACUUGAUCUUCUGCUUGGAGCAGGAGCGAACCACAGCCAGGUCCAUGCUGCUCUACAAGGCCCUUCUGAAGUAG